AUGCCCAUGUUUGAUGUUUUGCAGAAAGACUUGUCGCUCAACGCUACAACGAUCCGUCGCACCGCGGUGCCGUCUUACCAGUCAACGAGCUUCGAAUGCGUAUGCCACGACCUCGGCUUAUCUUCUUCGCCACGUCCUGCAAAACUUGGUCAAUCGGUUCCUGACUUUCUUCGGGAUGCUCCGUCAACCGUCUCUUGCCAUGUUUCGUUUCAGUGCCAUUCGAGCUGCUCUUCAUCGGGUCCAUCCCGGUCCACCUUUGUGUGGCUCGAUCGUCAGGCCAAGUCCAUGUGGGAGGGUGGCGAAUGGGGCACGAAGCGGCCGUCUCAACCUUGGAUUCUUCCGCAUUCAAAUGCUGCUAGCAUGAGUAGCUGGGCAUUUGUCCGGAUCAGCUCGGCUGCUUGUAGAGUUACAUGCACUCAAGCUGCGUACUGUGCGUACGAAACGAAGGUGGAAUGUUCUCCCCUGGAUGACGAUGGGAGAUUUGAUGGUUGCUCCUCAUCUCUAGUCUCCGGUUGA
Molecule: messenger RNA, 516 nt
Organism: Trichoderma citrinoviride
Lineage: Eukaryota; Fungi; Ascomycota; Sordariomycetes; Hypocreales; Hypocreaceae
Exons: 1
Coding region: 1-516 (171 amino acids)
Source: RefSeq, a predicted model, not a curated record